Peniophora sp. CBMAI 1063 is the source of this 2379-nucleotide messenger RNA. NCBI's taxonomy places the organism in Eukaryota, Fungi, Basidiomycota, Agaricomycetes, Russulales, Peniophoraceae. The record is from the annotation of a GenBank genome assembly.
AUGCGCGUAGUACGCGACCCAGAUAAGGCACCAGAAGCACUUCUGACGUCUGAGGAGCGUGCCAAGCAUAGUGAGUACUGGUACAAGGAAUAUGCGGACAUGAUGAAAGGCGUACCACCCAAGCUGCCUCCCAUCCGUGCGGUCAAUCACCGCAUACCGCUCAUUGACGAAAGCAAGCGAUAUCACUACCACCUGCCGCGAUGCGCCGAAUCGGUGAAACCGCAACUGCUGGAUAAGAUCAAGCAGUAUGAGCGUUCAGAAUGGUGGAUUGCUCGGCCUGUCGAACAGGCCGCGCCAAUGCUGUGCAUACCUAAGAAGAGCGGUAAGCUGCGCACGGUCAUAGACUGCAGACAACGCAACGACAACACCGUUCGGGACGUCACGCCUCUACCGGAUCAGGACCAGAUCCGGAUGGACGUUGCUCGCGGAGCAAUUCGGUCCAAGAUAGACCUAAGCAACGCAUAUGAGCAAGUCCGAGUGGUCCCUGAAGACGUACAUAAGACUGGGUUUGCUACAGUAUAUGGCACGUACGAAAGUAACGUCAUGCAGCAGGGCGAUUGCAAUGCACCCGCUACUUUUCAACGCUUGAUGACCUAUAUCUUCCGUGAUCACAUAGGCAUCUUCAUUCAUGUGUACCUAGAUGAUAUGUUUAUCUAUAGCAAGAGCGUUGAAGAACACCAUGCACACUUACGAAUCGUAUUCAACCUCCUUCGCCGCAACAAGCUGUACGUCGAGAUCGACAAGUGCGAGUUGUAUGCGGCCCGGAUGGAUUGCCUUGGGCAUGUCAUCGACGACAAGGGGCUCCAUGCUGAUGGCGACAAGAUGUCGCGCAUCCGCAACUGGCGCCCACCCAGGGAUACGCAGGAUCUGAUGCGCUUCUUGGGCUUAGUACAAUACAUACAGCACUUUAUGCCGAACGUAUCCCAGUAUACGGCGCCACUGAACGUGCUCACGAAAGCCCCUACGCUCACCUGGCGUCCUGUCCAUCAGACGUGCUUCGACAUGAUCAAGCAUUUGGCGUGUAAGACGCCGAUCUUGAAGCCAAUUGAUCCAAGUCUUCCCGACCCAAUCUGGAUCGUCUGUGACGCAUCAACAUCCGGUGUGGGAGCGAUGUACGGGCAAGGAUCGGACUGGAAGACCUGCCGACCGGCGGGAUUCAUGUCUAAGAAGUUCACGUCAGCUCAGAUGAACUACGCUGUGAGGGAAAUGGAAACGCUUGCCAUUCUGUCCGCACUCUUGAAGUGGGAAGACAAGCUGCUCGGUUACCCGAUACGGGUCAUCACGGACCACAAAGCGUUAGAAUUCUUCAAGAGCACCAACCAGCGCAUGCUGAACCCGCGACAAUCGCGGUGGAUGACCUUCCUCGAAAGGUUCCACUACACCAUCGAAUAUGUCAAGGGCUUGGAGAACGUUGUAGCCGACGCGUUCUCCAGGUACUACAGCACUGACCGAUGGGAUGAGUGGCAUCCCGACCAUGAAUACGUGAACGCCGACAUUCGCCUAGACCCAGAAGGCGAAGAUCUGCCGUGGAAUAGGUUCGCCGAGAUACGCGCGGUAAACGCUGACAUGCGCGCACAGGCCGAAUCAGAGUCCUUGCGGCCAACUCGGCCUCAACGGCGUGCACGUAAUCACACAGUAGACCCGGCAGCCUGGAGACAGUCCACACUCCCGCGCGUGGCCAAGGAACACGAUCACCCGAGGAUAGGUGAGGCGGAUAAGCUCUCCGGCGAGCAACAGCAGGCAGUAGCCAGCGCGCCAGCCACUGACGAAGCGCCUCGGGAUCAGCGGAUCGACGACUCGCGUGGCGAAUUCGGCUCCGACCUCGGCGGUGCGGCUGCCGAUGUGGCACCGGCGUCAUCGGCCGACAAUCCGCGCCUAGUGGACUCCGCGGCAGAUGGCCCGUCGUUGCUACAAUACGCCAGGGAAUCUAGUGGUUUUCUCAGUAGUGUACGAUCCGGCUAUACCAAAGAUGUGCUAUUCACCAGAGUAGUGAAUAAACCUGUCGAAUACAGUACAUUCAAAAUUCGCGAUAAGCUGCUGUACACGAGAAAUCGUGCUGGUGACGACGUACUUUGCAUACCCCGUACUCUACACCACGGGCGCCGACUCACGGAGCUCGCCAUCGAUCAGGCCCAUACUACUAUCGGCCACAUGGGUUCAUUCCGUACCGGGGAGUACUUACGCCGCUACUUUUGGUGGCCGACUCUCGGCAAGGACGUGGAUGCAUUCUGUAACACAUGUCCGACGUGCCAGGCCACCAAGCCCCGCAGCACUCUGGCAAGCGGUAAACUGCACAGUUUACCAGUACCUACGCAACCAUGGCAAUCGAUUGCUAUGGAUUUCGUCGGACCAUUUCCGCUCGCUAGAGCUCGACCUUGA